CGGAAGCCCGAGGCCGCGCCGGCCUCUCUUCCUGCCGCUCCUGCUGCCCUUUCCCCGCCGCGUUGUCACGCCCGGUUGGACGCCGAGCACGAAGCCGGAAUACCCGAGGGAGGGAAGGGGAACUUUAAAUGUCUUCAGAGGACAAAGAAGCUCAGGAAGACGAGCUUCUUGCUUUGGCAAGUAUUUAUGAUGAAGAUGAGUUCAGAAGAGCAGAGUCUGUACAGGGAGGAGAAACCAGAAUCUCUGUGGACCUGCCUCAGAACUUCAGCAUAUCUGUUAGAGGCAAUCAGACGGACGGUCUUCAGAACAGCAACUUUGAAUGUAUGGUUUGCUUUUUGCCUCCAGUAGUGCUGAAUUUUGAAUUCCCAGAAGACUACCCUUCAACCUCCCCACCCGUGUUCACUCUCAGUAGCAAGUGGCUCUCCCGGGCGCAGCUCACUGCUCUUUGCAAGCGCUUGGACAACAUAUGGGAAGAAAACAGAGGCUCGGUAGUCUUAUUUGCUUGGAUGCAGUUCCUCAAGGAAGAAACCUUGGCAUAUCUGAAUAUUGGCUCACCGUACGAAGCAAAGAUCUGUGAACAAAGGGAAGAAUGGAGCAGGACAAACGAAGAGGAAGCUUCCUGUGGUGCAGCAGGUGGUGCAGCAGCAGCAGCAACACAGGAAGAGGGCCUUGACGCGAGAGCCGUGCAAGACGUUGAUUCCCUGUCUAGCCUGAUUCGGGAGAUUCUAGACUUUGACCUGGCUCAAAAGGAAAAGUGCUUCAACAGUAAAAUGUACACCUGUAAUAUCUGUUUUUCUGAAAAGCUGGGAAGUGAAUGCAUGUACUUUUUGGACUGCAGGCACGUGCACUGCCGGGCUUGCUUAAAGGACUACUUUGAACUUCAAAUCAAAGAGGGGCAGGUCCAUUGCCUGAAGUGUCCGGAACCCAAAUGUUCUUCGGUCGCUACACCUGGGCAGGUGAAAGAGCUGGUCGAAGAACAAUUAUUUGCCCGUUAUGAUCGUCUGCUGCUUCAGUCAAGCUUGGAUUUGAUGACAGAUGUGGUCUAUUGCCCACGCUCAUGGUGCCAAAGCCCAGUGAUGCAAGAGCCAUCUAGCACAAUGGGCAUCUGUCCGAGAUGCAAUUACGCCUUUUGUACAUUGUGUAACAAGACCUACCAUGGUCUCUCUCCAUGUAAAGUCACUGCAGACAAGUUACUAGAUCUGCGAGAAGAGUACCUUGAAGCAGAUGAGCUCUCAAAGCAGUUUUUAGAGAAACGCUAUGGGAAAAGAGUGAUUGAAAAAGCUCUGGAGGAGAUGGAAAGUCAAGAUUGGUUGGAAAAAAAUUCCAAAUUAUGUCCUUCCUGUGCAACUCCUAUAGAGAAGCUAGAUGGAUGUAACAAGAUGACAUGCACUGCGUGCAGGCAGUAUUUCUGUUGGAUCUGUAUGAGAAGUCUGUCCAGGACAAACCCUUAUACUCAUUUUCAGGAUCCAGGCUCUCCAUGCUUUAACCGGUUAUUUUAUGCUUUGGAAAAUGAAGAUGACAUUGUGGAUGAAGAAUUCUACUAGUUCCUACUCAUUACUGAAGAUGAAGAAAAAUGAUGUUGAACUAUGCAUACUUUCUUCAAGGUUGUUUUGAACACUGGCAGAUUAUAAAGCAAAGAAGUUAUUGAAGACGCUUAGAGAAUUGCUUUUGUAUCCUGUUACAAAAAGCCUUUAGCUGCAUGGGAUGAUCUAAGAUCUUUCUAAAAAGAUCAAGUGGAACACUGAAUAACGGUGUGAAAUAAUAAAAAUUUCAUCGUGCUAUCUUGUAAGUUGCCCUGUUGCCACUAAAAUUGAUCCAGGAACAAGUGGAAAAUGGGAAAAUGUACCUGCUCUGUGCUUUUUCGUUGUGUGUGGUGCCAGUGGCAAUGAAAACAUUGCUACAAAACUUAAAAUUCAUUACUGUU
Molecule: messenger RNA, 1924 nt
Organism: Pogona vitticeps (central bearded dragon)
Lineage: Eukaryota; Metazoa; Chordata; Lepidosauria; Squamata; Agamidae
Gene: RNF14
Product: ring finger protein 14
Biological process (GO): protein ubiquitination
Molecular function (GO): protein binding; ubiquitin-protein transferase activity; zinc ion binding
Source: RefSeq, a predicted model, not a curated record